Molecule: messenger RNA, 2046 nt
Organism: Glycine soja
Lineage: Eukaryota; Viridiplantae; Streptophyta; Magnoliopsida; Fabales; Fabaceae
Product: pectinesterase-like
Exons: 3
Coding region: 68-1651 (527 amino acids)
Biological process (GO): cell wall modification
Molecular function (GO): pectinesterase inhibitor activity; pectinesterase activity
Source: RefSeq, a predicted model, not a curated record
UAAGAAAAUCCUUUCUUUCCUAGCAAGCUUACCAAUAUAAUAGAAAAAACAUUUCGAUCAUUUCCAUAUGGACAAGCUCUUUUUCAACUACUGUUUCGUUGGAUACUGCCUUCUUUAUUCUCUCUUGCUUGUGCAUGGCAAACAAUUGUCAUGCAAUGAAACCCCUUACCCUCGUGUGUGCAAGCAUUACAUUGAAACUACCAACACAUUAUCAGCCCUAGAUGCUUCCCCUUCUUAUUCCUUCCAUGAUAUGGCCCUUAAGGUCACCAUGGAGCAAGCCACGGAGGCUUAUAAACUCGUCUCAAACAUGGACUUGAAUAAUUUCAAGGACAAGCGAGCCAAGUCUGCAUGGGAAGAUUGUUUGGAGCUCUAUGAAAACACACUUUAUCAGCUCAAACGCUCAAUGAACUCAAACAAUCUAAACGAUAGGUUGACUUGGCAAAGUGCAUCCAUUGCCAACCAUCAAACAUGCCAAAAUGGUUUCACUGAUUUCAACCUUCCUUCUCACCUGAAUUACUUUCCCUCCAUGCUAAGCAACUUCUCUGAAUUGCUUAGCAAUUCCUUGUCCAUUAGCAAGGCUAUGACAUUGACAUCAUUCUCAUCAUCACCAUCGACCAAACAAAGUGGUGGGCGAAGGUUGCUUUCAGAUGGCUUCCCCUAUUGGCUGUCACGUUCAGAUAGAAGGCUUCUUCAGGAAACAGCAUCAAAAGCUGAUGUUGUCGUGGCACAGGAUGGGAGUGGGAACUAUAAGACUAUCUCAGAAGGUGUGAAUGCAGCUUCUGGUCUCAGUGGGAAAGGGCGUGUUGUUGUGCAUGUCAAAGCUGGCGUAUACAAAGAGAAUAUUGAUAUCAAGAGGACAGUGAAGAACUUAAUGAUCGUUGGUGAUGGAAUGGGUGCUACUAUUGUUACUGGUAAUCUUAACGCACAAGAUGGUUCCACUACUUUUCGUUCUGCUACUUUUGCGGUUGAUGGUGACGGGUUCAUCGCUCGGGACAUAACCUUCGAGAACACAGCGGGACCGCAAAAGCACCAAGCGGUGGCUGUCCGUUCCGGCGCCGACCAGUCGGUGUUCUACCGGUGCAGCUUUAAGGGUUACCAAGACACCUUAUACGUUUACGCCAACCGUCAAUUCUACCGUGACUGUGACAUAUACGGAACCAUAGACUUCAUUUUCGGUGACGCAGUGACGGUGCUUCAAAACUGCAACAUCUAUGUGAGGAAACCGAUGAGCAACCAGCUGAACACGGUGACGGCACAAGGAAGAACCGACCCUAACGAGAACACAGGGAUAAUCAUCCAUAACUGUCGUAUAACUGCAGCUGGGGAUUUGAAAGCAGUGCAGGGCUCUUUCAGAACCUUUCUAGGUCGCCCAUGGCAAAAGUACUCAAGGACUGUUUUCAUGAAGAGUGCCCUUGAUAGCUUGAUUAGCCCCGCAGGUUGGUUUCCGUGGAGUGGAAACUUUGCUCUAAGCACCCUCUAUUACGCUGAAUAUGGGAAUACAGGAGCAGGUGCAGGCACAGGAGGGAGGGUGAAAUGGGAAGGGUUUCGCGUGAUCUCCAGUACUGAGGCUGUGAAAUUCACCGUUGGAAGUUUCUUGGCUGGGGGCUCGUGGAUUCCUGGGAGUGGCGUACCCUUUGAUGCAGGUUUAUGAAACAAAACGGAUGUGUUGUGUUGUGGGGCGGAAUUGAUUUCCAAAAAAUGGAUAACAAGUUGUUGAUAAAAUAUAGGAAAAUGAAAUUGUCAUGUAGUUUGUGUUGGGUGCUUUCGAGGGUACACAAAUUGCUGUACUUUCGUCUUCCCUUGUCCACUGUCUGCAUUCCUUUUGUCGACGGAACGAAGGAGCUAUAGCUGGAUCCGAUCGAUGAUUCGAUUAUAGAUAGUAGAUAGGAUUAUACCAAUAUUAAUUGAUUACAUAUCCUGUACUUUUUCAUUGUGACAUGAAGAAUAUCCUGUAUGUAUAGCUAUAAAUAAUUGUUUGUACAAAAAAAAAACAAUUAAUUGUUGUAAAAUGGCACCAAAGUGUAUAAAAGUCUUUGAUUCAAGUUA